AUGGCGAAUACCCCAUUCCAGCUGUCGCUGCAGACUUCUGAGGCGACGCCUCCUGCACAAAUCUCCACAUCGAGUCUCACGCCGCCCGUAACCCCAAUUGCAAAAGAGCGUCACCAAACAUCAAGUCCAUUUCAGGAUAUACAACCAUCUCAAUCCCUCACUGCACCCAAACCAAACGUCACAGCCCCUCUAUACUUCACCAACGACCUCGAACUCAUCCGCAAUGGCGACAAUCGCCCCGUCGAAUUUGGCCGCGGCGCCUGGAGCAUAGUAUACAAAGCGCGCUCAACACCAAGUACCCAACAAAUCACAAAUACCCUCACAAACAACCCAUCAACACCCCCAAGCUCCCCAGUCACAACAACCCGCAUCCUGGCCGUAAAAGCGCCCGUGCGCCGCGAUGCCCGCCCAGUCCUGGAAGCCGAAGCCCUAACUCUAACCCGCCUCACCCUCACAAAGGGCCACGAACCCUACAUCGUCCCCUUCCACGGCACACACAGCGACCUAGGCGGUCUAGUCAUGACAGCAAUCCCACUCGCUCUGUCAACAUACAUAGAAGACCAAGCCGACAUUGCGCGCACGCGCCAACCAGCCACGCCGACAAUGUUCGACCCAGUCCAAGGACCAGCCUCGUACAAGGAUCUAGCGCGCAAGUUGAUCGCAGGCCUCAACUGGUUGCACCAGGUCGCGGGGAUGGUGCAUGGUGAUAUCAAACCGCAUAAUAUCCUCCUGCGACUUGUGGACGCAGACGAGAGUGAGAUUGAGAGUGGCGCUACCAGCGCAUUCCCUUUCGAGCCUUUGUUCGCGGAUUUCUCGUCUGCUGUUGAUAUUCCUGAUGAUCCUUCUGUCCCACUUGAUACGACGCGCGCGUCUAUGUCGGCGUUUACGCCGCCGUUCACUGCGCCGGAGAUGUUGGCUUCGUUGACGGUGACGACGGGCGAUGUUGCACCGACGCCUGCUUCUGAUGUUUUUUCAUUGGCUGCUACGCUGCUUGCUGCUGCUACUGGGGACUUGUUGUUGUACCCCGGUACCAGUAACAUGCAGCGCCUUGCGAUGGCGAGGCAGGGACAUCAGAUUAUUGAUCUGACUCGUUCUGGCUCGAGUGGGCAUCGUGUGCCUAGGAAUGGGUUUGUUGAGAAGCUUGUUAAGCCGGCUGUUGUCAAGGAUCCUGCUAUGCGGAUUUCGACCGGUGAUUGGAUUGAGCUUGCUUCUUCUUGA
Messenger RNA from Penicillium antarcticum, 1218 nucleotides. Its product is annotated as protein kinase domain-containing protein. Gene Ontology annotation, biological process: protein phosphorylation. The record is from RefSeq and is a predicted model, not a curated record. Gene Ontology annotation, molecular function: protein kinase activity; ATP binding. Lineage: Eukaryota; Fungi; Ascomycota; Eurotiomycetes; Eurotiales; Aspergillaceae. The transcript has a single exon. The coding region runs from base 1 to 1218 and encodes 405 amino acids.